AUGGAUUCUAAUUCGAGCAGCUUCUUGGGUCAGACGUUUCUAGACCUGCGCGAUGGAAACCUCAGCUCCUCGUCAGCGUGGACUACAGCGGCUAUAGCGACUGCAAUAGCGCUGUCGCUGCUAAAUUAUUUCCUGACACCCCGCCUCGACCCACGGGAACCGCCAGUCGUGAAACCAACAAUUCCAUGGAUCGGUCACAUUCUGGGCAUCAUUCGUCACCAAGCAGAUUACGGCCGACUCAUUCACAAUGCGAACCCAAACCACCAAAUCGCGACUCUGCCCAUGCUCAAUGGCAAACUCUACGCCGUCUUCGAUCCAAGCCUUCUCCAAUCCCUCCUCCGCAACAAAACCGCGUCGUUCGAGCCCUUCGCAAUCGACUACGCCAAGAAAACAUUCGACCUGACCCAAGAAGAGUUCCUGAAAGUAAAGGCACCAGGCGUCUACGAUGAAUUCACUGACGCGAUACACGCGAGCUUCCAGACUGCGAGUCUGCACCAGAUGAACGUCCAUUUCUUGGCCUGCAUCUCAGCGAAGCUGGAUCCUAUGAGCGAUGGAACAAUGCGCGCCCAUGCAGAUACGCAUGGCAAAGAGAAAUUCGCAAAUGGACAGCUUCAAGUUGAGAACUUGUAUCUUUGGUGUCGCGACGUCAUGUCUUUGGCUACCACGAAAGCUCUCUACGGCGAUACUGAUCCCUUCGGUUCCAAGCCAGACUUGAUCGAGGAUAUGUGGUGCUUUGAAGAAUCGGUCCCCUACUUCCUCCUCUCCCUAUACCCCUCGAUCACGAUGCCAAAAGCCUACAAAGCGCGCUCAACUCUCCAAGACAUCGUGUGCAAAUGGUACUCAGAAGACCAUGAUGUUACCGACCCUUCCGUAUCAGCCAUCGUCCGCAACCGUGCCGGCUCCCUCCGUAAGAACGGCCUCACCGGCUUCGAGAUCGGAAAGUUCGAAGUCAUUCUACCCAACGUCGCAACGCUCAACGCCGUGCCUACGUUCUACUGGCUUCUCCUGUACAUUCUCGAUCGACCUGAUCUCGUUGCUCGUAUAAGAACCGAAGCCGAAGCUGCAGCUGUGAUAGCACACGAUAAUGGGAAGAAAACGGUUACAUUCAAUAUCGCAGAGUACGAAGCCAAGCUUCCCCUGCUUGUCAGCUGUUAUCGCGAAACGAUGCGUCUCGUCAAUCAAUCUGUCAGCAUGCGCCGUAUCUUGGAGGACAUCACCAUCACGACACCCGAAGGAAACACAUAUCUUCUCAAGAAGGGAACAGAUAUGCAGCUCCCAGCCGGCGUGGCUCACUACGAGCAAAGCGUCUGGGGCUCCGAUGUCAACACCUUCGACCCAGAGCGCUUCCACCCAGGCUCCAAGGGCAGCCCUGAAGAGGAGCGAAAACGCAAAGCAGCAUAUAUACCCUUCGGUGGUGGACGUCACCUGUGUCCCGGCCGGAACUUUGCAUUCGCGGAGAUUAUCGGCUUUGCGUCUUCUCUACUCCUCGGCUUUGAUGUCGAGGCUACAGGCAUGGGCUUCGGCGACAUGAAGAAGCUGGGUCCUCAGCUUGCAGGUGGCACAGUGCGUCCUGAAAAGUACGGCUCUGGGCUAGGUGCGCAGAUCAAGAGUAGACAAGGUUGGGAGAAUGUCCAGUGGAAGUUUGAGUGUUAA
Fusarium pseudograminearum CS3096 is the source of this 1653-nucleotide messenger RNA. RefSeq lists its product as uncharacterized. The transcript is spliced from 3 exons. NCBI's taxonomy places the organism in Eukaryota, Fungi, Ascomycota, Sordariomycetes, Hypocreales, Nectriaceae. Gene Ontology annotation, molecular function: monooxygenase activity; oxidoreductase activity, acting on paired donors, with incorporation or reduction of molecular oxygen; heme binding. Bases 1 to 1653 code for a protein of 550 amino acids. The record is from RefSeq and is a predicted model, not a curated record.